Messenger RNA from Acaulospora morrowiae, 1323 nucleotides. NCBI's taxonomy places the organism in Eukaryota, Fungi, Glomeromycota, Glomeromycetes, Diversisporales, Acaulosporaceae. The record is from the annotation of a GenBank genome assembly.
AUGACUGACAUCAUCAAUGGCAGUAGAAAUGGCAUAGCAGAGGCGAAACCAGGACGUUUAUCGGAAGUCUCGCAUGCCGCAAACAAAAUCCAAAACAAAAUCCUAGAGGUGAGGAAUGAUUAUCAAGGCAAGACCCGGGAGAACAACAUAGCUAUGAAACCAAUCAAGGAGGAACCAAAAUGUACCUGUGCAGAGAUUCAAACAACUAGCGAUGAAGACGCCAGAGUGCCAAGUGAGAGGGAGCAAGUGAAAGCACCCGAAGGCAACAAGAGAGAUGCCAAAAAUGCCAAGAUUGUGGGAGCUGGAAGCGAAUCGAGAGGUGACGAAAAGUCAGUAACCUCAGAUCAAAGGGUGGUGUGUUACGAAAAGAAGGGAACAGAAGACGAUAACCCUGCGGAGACAAAGAAAGAAGACAAAAUAGUGAUGGUGCCGGUCGGUGCCAUUAUAACCGAGAAAUGCGAAAAACCUAGUAGGAAGGAAUCUGAUCCACACAAAGCAAGAUUGGGUUGUCGCAAUGAUGAUAUCAUACUUGCUAAGCGAGAAACCCAUGAGGUUGAAUCAGAUCAUCUUAGCAGCCGUGAUAGCCCCAUUGAUGAUGCCAAAAGUGAUAAUGACUGUGAUGGAAGACAUAUCACGGAAAUUACCACGGACUAUCGUGAUCAAGAAGAAGGAAAUGACACCACCGAACAAGUGAAACCAAUAAACCCCGAACCUGACCCCAGUAGAACUCCAUCAUGGCAAAGGAAGGAAGACGAUGAAAUCAUCAUAAUGCACCUGAUUAAGAGCACGCACAUGAAUACAUGGAUAAAUGCGCCUGUGGCGAAACAAUGGAGCUGUACCACUAUGUCAUAUCGUAAAGCUCUGAGUGAACCCCAUAUAUGGAAGUUCCACUCAGAAUAUUUUGAAGAAAGGUACAGGAUUAUGAUGACGGUGUGUAGGAGAAAGAAAAUCGCUAAAAAUAAACCUGAUCUUAGGAACAUCCAACCUGCGAUAAAGAAAAGAUGUGAGAUCGGACGAAGAAAGAAAAAACGAAUAUCCAUACAACUAAGAAAGUCAAGAACUGGAUGUUAUCAGCAGUCUAUCACUGACUAUAGUAUGACCCAUCGCAAGUUAACCAGACAGAUUAUCCAAUGGGACAAAAAGAAGAGAGGAAGAAACAAAAUUUCACGGAGAAAACAAGUGAUAACAAAAACCUUGUCUUACCUGCGUUUUAUCAAGAUCCGACCAAGAUAUCUGACCCGACGACCUGGAACGUCAAGAGAAAAAGACUAUUCACCCAAUGACCUACCGAUAACCAGUAUGCCUUGCCAAACAUUAUCGUGA